UUGAUUUUUUCUUUAACUAGACACGACUUAAUUUUCGGACGGUUUUCCCUAGGCUUCAGUAUAUGAAUGUCGUUUACCUAAUCUACUAAUAGAAGCCUGCGAUAUUAAUUCAUUUCUAGAUUAUAAUGUUGGCAAACCUGAAAUCGCAUUGAAUGAAAAAUUGAUGAGCUGUGGCCGCUGUGGGUAUCUGCAGUGCGCGUUGUCUUGUGUUGUGAAUGUUAUUGUAAAUAACUUUCAACUGAAAGCUUGCUGCUUGGCCUAUUACUCCUAACCGUGAAAAUGUUUACGCAGAACACUUAAAGUCAACGUGUAUGCGUUGCAAUUCCGUGUUAAAUAUACAUGAAGAAGAGCUGCAUUUCAAUAGAAUAGACGUCGUUCUGUCUUGACGAUAUAGUCGUGUUGCUCAUAGAGCGGGAACCAUUAAAUAUUGCACAAUGGCAGAUUUCGAUGCAAUUUAUGAAGAAGAAGAAGAAAAUGAACAAAAUUUGGAGGAACAGUACGUGAAAAUGGUGCCAGAUCCUAUAGUUAUUCGCGGAGCUGGCAAUAUGACUGUAUUUGGACUUAGUAAUCGUUUUGAUUCAGAAUUUCCAAAUGGCUUGGUAUCUCGUAUUGCUCCAGAAGAAUUUAAAGCAACUAUUAUGAGAAUAAACAGUGUACUGAAAAAAACAUUACCGGUUAAUGUUAAGUGGUUAUUUUGUGGUUGCGUUUGUUGUUGUUGUACAUUAGGAUGUUCUCUUUGGCCUGUUAUUUGUUUGAGUAAAAGGACACAACAUUCUUUAAAUAAAUUAUUAGAGUGGGAGAAUAGUAGACUAUAUCACACACUUGGAUUACAUUGGAGAUUAGCAAAACAAAGAUGUGACACUUCAUCCAUGAUGGAAUAUGUUCUUUUAAUUGAAUUUAUUCCAAAGAUACCCAUAUAUAAACCUGACUAAAGAAAAGAUCUGGAUACUUGUAUGACUUAUGCACAUAAUAAAUUAGUGCAACUCUAAGAUGUAAAAAGCCAACAGCUUCUGGCUUAAUUGUAAAAUAAGAGAAAUUAAGUGUCAUUACAGAAGGCACUUGUGGGAUGCUUAUUUUUGUAAAUAUUAUAUGUAGGAUUGCACAGUACAAUACUGAGAUAUGAAUGCGGAUCA
Bombus huntii is the source of this 1133-nucleotide messenger RNA. RefSeq names its product cysteine-rich hydrophobic domain-containing protein 2. The record is from RefSeq and is a predicted model, not a curated record. The transcript has 4 exons. The coding region runs from base 435 to 932 and encodes 165 amino acids. NCBI's taxonomy places the organism in Eukaryota, Metazoa, Arthropoda, Insecta, Hymenoptera, Apidae.